Messenger RNA from Dicentrarchus labrax (European seabass), 4194 nucleotides. Its product is annotated as carboxy-terminal domain RNA polymerase II polypeptide A small phosphatase 1. Lineage: Eukaryota; Metazoa; Chordata; Actinopteri; Moronidae. The record is from RefSeq and is a predicted model, not a curated record. The coding region runs from base 718 to 1500 and encodes 260 amino acids. Gene Ontology annotation, molecular function: RNA polymerase II CTD heptapeptide repeat phosphatase activity. The transcript is spliced from 7 exons.
ACACACACACACACACACACACACACACACUAUAAUGCCGUCAGUGUGUAGCAAACACGGUGUAACAAACUUCAACGCUGCUGUUUAAUACGCUUCAGUGUCGCAGGACUAGCUGGGGAGCUAAAGUGACAGACUGCGGCGCGUGAAUAAAAAGAUCAUUUUACAUAUAGAACAUCACGGUGGCGCGUUCAAGCGAGGCGCGCGCAACUUUUGUAGCACGUAUCCACAAAAAAUAUAAAUAUAUAUAUUUCACUAACAUAUCCCGGUGCAGCUAGUCUGUUAGCUGUACGGUUUUUGGAACAACUUUUUUUGUUUUGAGGCUACUUUUAAGGGACCAUCGUCAAACCUGCAGACGCCAGGAGAGGCAGUGUUGUACGCGGCCCAUUCCCUCACUGCGCCACUUUAAGUGAAAUGGGACGCCUUGAAACCUCCAUGUUUGUAUCUUGAAAAAGUGCGAGCGGAGUUGAGCACCAUAUUGAAUCAAAGUUGCCAUCUCGUCGACAAAUGUUUUUGCAACUUUUUCGGGACUUUAAAAAACUUUCCGGCAGGUGGGGUUGGGGUGGGAGCGGACGACGACAUCCGAAGAGAGUAAUGGCCGAGCUGUAGGGGCGACUUGUUGCGAUGUUUCCCGGUUUGGUUUAACGCAGCACCGACUCAGCGAACAGUCUCUUAACUUUUAAAGUGUGAGGUCAGCACUCUGGACCAGACCUGGAUGUGAUGGACAAUCCGUCUUCAGUGAUCACCCAAGUCAGCCGGGAUGAAGAGGGCAAUAAAGCCGCAGGAGAGAGGGGUUCUUCCCCCUCUCUGUCCUCCAAGAAGCCCAGGAGCAGAGGCUUCUUCUCCAGCCUCUUCUGCUGCCUGUGUCGGGACCAGCCUGAACCCCCACCAGUCAACAACAACGCCCCUCUGCUGGUGGAGGAGAACGGAACUGUCUCCAAGGUGAAGCCACUGCUGCCUCCAGUGAAGUCAAAAGACUCUGGAAAGAUCUGCGUGGUUAUAGAUCUGGAUGAGACAUUAGUUCACAGCUCUUUUAAGCCUGUGAACAAUGCAGAUUUCAUCAUUCCUGUGGAAAUAGAUGGAACAAUACACCAGGUGUAUGUCCUGAAGCGGCCCCAUGUCGAUGAGUUCCUGAAGAGAAUGGGAGAACUGUUUGAGUGUGUCCUGUUCACAGCCAGUUUAGCCAAGUAUGCAGACCCCGUCUCCGAUCUCUUGGACAAGUGGGGCGCUUUCCGCUGCCGCCUGUUCCGGGAGUCCUGCGUCUUCCACCGAGGUAAUUACGUCAAGGACCUGAGCCGCCUGGGUCGCGACCUGAACAAGGUCAUCAUUGUGGACAACUCCCCUGCCUCCUACGUCUUCCACCCAGACAACGCAGUGCCUGUGGCCUCGUGGUUCGACGACAUGUCCGACACCGAGCUGCUGGACCUCAUCCCCUUCUUCGAGAGGCUGAGCAAAGUGGACAACGUCUACACAGUCCUCAAGCACCAAGGGGCCGCAAGCUAACAGCGUUGGACUUUUCAUCUCAGCUCCGAAAAAAAAACGGCAAACAACAACGGAAAUGCACACACCAGCACCGGCUCCAGCACCAGCUCCAGCUAUCACUGCCCACCAGAACACAGACUGCUCCACGGCUAACAGAGCCUUCACCUUCCCAGUAUCAAACCGAGACCACGUUCGGGAGUCUUCAGUGACUUCGACGGCGCCAGGGAUGCCACAACGUGCUCAAACAGAGAACUGCCUGAAAUUUUCCUUGUAACUUCCUCCCCAUCAGCCUACCAUGAACCAGCUGUUGUUGAGUGAAUGAAUGGAUGAAUGUUUUUAAGGACAUUUCUGUGGUGUCACUGACCCUGCAGUAGAGUUAACAAAGCAGAAGUCUGUAGCCACGAAUCCUCUGAACACAGACCGGGUACUGGACAUAGACUUCUCUCAUGGAUUUAGCGGUCCGAUCCUGCAACAGAUGCAGGAUUUGGUAAGCGGGAAUCAAAGUGGAAAGGAAUUCUUUGGAAACAAAUAAACUUGAUCAGUCGUUGUCAUUGAGAAAGAAGAAGGUGUAUACGUACUGUAGAUGUCUUUGGACUAACGUUUGUCACCUGCCCUCAUUUCGUCAGUUAUCACACUAUUUGUCUGCAGUCAGAAGCAUGUGAUCCUUGGGUGUGUCAUUUUAGUGUUUUUAGAGCAAUGUAAUCAGGUAUUUUUAAAUAAUCAUGACAGUGUUAUGGAUGAAUCUGAUCAGAAAAGGUUUCUUCUUCAAAACUGUAAGUGGGUUUCUAAUGUCAGUUAUAAUCAGGAGUUGUUAAAUUCACUAAUAACAAUAUUUAUAAUAUUCUGCAGCAGGAAGCACACAUUUUUGAUCUCUGUGGGAACUUAAUUCAGUGGGGAAACCACUUUAAUCCAUAUAAAGAAAUUGAUCUAUUCAGUAUAAAUUGGUAUAUACCAAAACCAAUGAGCCUUAUUAAAUAAGCCAAGUCCUGUCAGCACUGGAACAGAUGAUGACUGCAGUAUUUUUCCUAAAAACCUGACACUACUAUGAAUAUCAAUCCAUCUGCACAUGACGCUGAAAGAGCAGCUGCUAUGUUUAUCGGAGGAGGAUUUCCAAAGGUGGUUUUAAAGAUUCAUGGACAGCCAUAAUGCAAAGUAUCUGCACCUGUGUGUCAAUAGAUGUCAUGAACAGUUGAGUCCAGAGACAAAAGAGGACCAGGAUCGACUUAUUUGAAAUCAGUCAUUGUUAAUGUGUCUGAUUGGUUCAGUUCUUUGUAUUUAAAGCCACACACAAAACUUGAAUUUCUCACAGCAUUUACAGACUGUAUUUGAAUGGUUGUAUGAAAAAAAAAAAAAAAAAAGUUACAGUUUGGUUCAAAGUACAAUGUUUUCUUUACUUUUUUUUUUUUUUUUUUUCCUAAGCGGUACACAUAGGCUGGAAACAAUUUCAGGACUUUGUAAUAAAACGUGUGCCGAGGGAAGGGGGGAGCUGCCAUGAGGAUGUGUGAGGCACACCUUUGAAAACAAAAAAGUGGUUUAAUUGAGUCCAGAUUUAAAAGAGAAAUCCACCCUGAAACACUGUUAAUAACCAGCAAUUAGUGAUUUAUCUUCCACCUCUGGGUCUUUUUCUGUUAUUUGGCUGGACGGUCUUAUUUUGUUCCAUUCACGUGACGUAAUGGUGAAUUCCAGUGCAGCUACAAUGGAGUAUAAUAGAUCUAAAACAUGAACAGUGAAUGUCAGGUUAUGCGUUUUUUUCUUUUCUUUUGCGUGGUUGUCAUUGCAGUGUGAGAUGAUUUGAGGGUGGAAUUUUCCUUUUUAAAAUCUCAUCGACCACAUCUGGGGGUCUUCCACGUUGAAUCUGUUUGUUUUCCUUUAGCGCUACGUGGUGAUGUUAGUUGCUCAGUUUUUCUCGGGUCAUGUCAGACUCUUGUUAACUCCCUUAUAUGCGUUGACAAUACCAUGUGUUGACACUGAUGAAUGAAACAGUGGAUUUGACUAAGAGCCUCCAUAGCAGGCUUGUGAUGUGACUUUACCUAGGCGUGAUGAUUAAAUCCACACCAUUAAGAGCUACUAUAUUAUUUUUCUAUGUUUAACAAAUUAUUGUCAAUCAAAUUAGCCUGUUUCUUUUCUAAAUAAUUCCUGUUUUUUUGUUUUAUUUUGCCCAGGGGUGGUCCUUUUCAUACAAUAUUUGGUUUGUUUUUGCUGUUUUCAUGCAAGACCUGGUUGUUACCUCAUAUAUUAAUAGGUGAUAUAUGGAUCAGAAACACCAGCAAAUGACUAAAAAGGAUAGUAUCUUACUGUUGUAGGCACAUAACAGGGUAAUUAUAUUGACGUUUGAUUCGUGUAAGCCAUCAUCACAUGUCUCAAUUUAGCUUCAGUGCUGAUAACUUCCUUUUUUUUUUUUGUUUAAUUCAUUGGCAAACAGGAGUAUUUAUAGGAACGUUCAGUCCUUUGAUUACAUGUAAAACAAGUGUUGUGUCACUACAGGGGCCCAUUCACUGAUACUGUACUUCUUACACAUUCAGUAGAUAUGUAUAUUUUGUUUUGCAGUAAUAAAGCAAACAAAUUUUCAUUAAUAUAUGGAAUAUUCAUGUUACUGUACUCAUGAUUGAAUAGAUGUAACCUAAUUUUUCAACCUUUUGUUUUAUCAUACCAAAUUAUAUAUGGACUCUAUGUAAUAAUGCCAUUUUUUCCCCCAUAAAUGCUAAAUGAAAGAUG